Brassicogethes aeneus is the source of this 2151-nucleotide messenger RNA. Lineage: Eukaryota; Metazoa; Arthropoda; Insecta; Coleoptera; Nitidulidae. The record is from the annotation of a GenBank genome assembly.
GCGCAGUUGUUUUUAUUGUUGUUGCCAUUGAUAAAUAUUUUAAAAGCGAUUUGCAGCCAAUCCCAUGUAUAAAUAAUAAAUAAAAACCUCAAUUCGAAGGUCUAUGAUGUCAUUACGUAAAAUAAUACAAAGUCGACAUAAGCCAUGGAAAAACAAUCGAAAGUAAAGUCGCGGAAAAAAUUGAUUAACCCUGUAUUUCAUUUGCAAACAAAAGAAGAUGAUGACGGAUACAUAACCAAAGAUGUUAUUAAAAGUGUGAGAAAAACUGGGCAGUUAAAUUUGUCUGGCAGGCAUCUAGCAAUAGUACCCCCAAAGGUAUUUAAAAUUUACGAUGCGGAAGAUGAGAAAGACGUCACAAUAGAUUUUAGUAGAUCCCCAAGGGAUGAUGAUGCCUGGUGGAAUAUAAACCCCUUGACAAACCUCGAUUUAGGUUCAAACAUUUUAACAAAAUUACCAGAUGAAAUAGGUGUUUUCUCGGACCUAUUAACCCUAAAUUUACAAGAUAAUAAUUUAACCGGUCUACCAAAAACCAUAGCCAACUUUAAAAAAUUAAUCAAACUUAACCUAAACCGUAACAUACUUAACCAAAUUCCAGUGGAAUUGUGUACUCUAACCGAAUUAAAACAGUUCUCUAUUAGCCACAACCAAUUGGAAUGUGUCCCGACCGAAUUUUCUAAUCUAAUAAUGUUAGAGAAAUUGGAUCUGUCUAACAACUCUGUAUCUAAUUUACCGCCGGGUUUAGGUUUUUUAAUCCGUCUGAAUGAAAUUAACCUUUCCAACAAUAAGUUGAGGGAAAUUCCGCCUGAUUUAGUAAAUUUAAGGGAUUUAUUAAAGUUAGAUUUGCGAAAUAACAACAUACAAUAUCUCCCAAAUAUGGGGGAGAUGAGAAAAUUACAAAUUUUGUAUGCUUCUCAUAAUGACAUUGAAAAAAUCCCGGAUUUUCAAGGAUGCCAGCAAUUGCAGGAACUUUAUUUCGGGAAUAACUUCAUAAAGGAAGUUCCGGAGGAUUUUUGCGAACACCUGCUCCACCUAAAAACGCUGGAACUUCGCGACAACCAAAUCGCGAAAAUUCCCGACAAUUUUUGCCUCCCCCACCUGAACAAACUGGAUCUGACCAACAACGAGCUCGCAAGCGUGCCAAGUUGCUUGGCGCAGUUGCCGCAUCUGCAGACAAUAAAGUUGGAGGGGAACAAGAUGAAAUUGAUGCGGUCCGAUGUUAUUAGAGGGGGGACCACCAGGAUUUUGCGGCAUUUGAGGGAAAUGGGGCGGGAGGGUAAGGAGAACGAGAUUUCUCCAAAGGUUACUUUGGAGGAAGAUAAGUUUCCUGACAGAUAUACCAUGAAAAACGGUAAAAUGUUAAAUUUGGCGAUGAAAAAGAUUUCCUAUAUACCGGAUAAAUGCUUUUCUGAAGCUAAAGAAGCCAAUGUUGACAUUGUUGAUAUUUGCAAAAAUAUUUUUACGGAAGUCCCUAUGGGUUUAAAAUCAAUUGCAAACAACAUAUUGGAACUAAAUUUGUCGCAAAAUCAUUUAAAAACCAUCCCAGAAUGGUUCAACGAGUUUACAAAACUAAAAUAUUGCAAUUUAUCGAACAAUUACAUCACUAACUUGCCUGAUUCCAUGAAAAACCUGACUUCUUUAAGAGAAUUGGUCAUUUCCAACAAUAGGUAACACUUUGCGCAUGCGCUGUAACUCAAACAACAUACGACGCCAUCUAUCGGUACUUUGUUUAGGUUUGUUUCCAUACCAACGUGCGUUUACGCGAUGGCAGGCCUUGAAAUCCUGUUGGCCAAUGACAACUCGCUAUCGCACAUCGAUGUGGAAGGCCUGAAAAAAUUGACGCGCUUGGCAACGUUGGAUUUGUCUAAUAACAACGUCGCGCAGGUGCCCCCGGAACUAGGCAACUUGACGCAAGUCAGAAGUCUUGAAUUACGGGGUAAUUCGUUCAGACAGCCCCGUUACGCCAUUUUGGAGCAAGGAACCGAUUCAGUAUUGUGUUAUUUAAGGGAUAGGAUUCCCAGAUAGGUUUGCUUUAUCUAUUUUAGUCUAGUCAUUUUUGUUGUUUUGUUUGUUUUAACUUUAGUGUGAAAUCUAGUCUAAUAUUUUGUUUAUCAGUAAUAAAGUUUUAAAUAAAAUCAGGUUUUUAUGUUUGUC